Molecule: messenger RNA, 1457 nt
Organism: Cicer arietinum (chickpea)
Lineage: Eukaryota; Viridiplantae; Streptophyta; Magnoliopsida; Fabales; Fabaceae
Product: phosphoenolpyruvate/phosphate translocator 2, chloroplastic-like
Biological process (GO): transmembrane transport
Cellular component (GO): membrane
Molecular function (GO): transmembrane transporter activity
Source: RefSeq, a predicted model, not a curated record
CCUGGCAGAAUCAGAUUACAGAAAACAACGUUUUGAAUAAUCACUUAAUGCAACCUCAAAAUGUAUACUCUCUCUGUUUUACAUUCUCUUUCAUCCUCACAAUUUUCAAAGUUUCCACAAAGCUUCAAAAUCAAUGGACUUUCAUGUUCAUCUUCUUCUUCCUUGUUUCAAAAUGUUAGAAAGUGUUCACAUUUUUUCAUUUCAACUCCAAAAAUUGAUUCUUUUAGAGUCCUUGCUGCUUCUCUUCCAGAAGCACAGAGUGAUGAACCUUCACAACAACCUUCUGGGUUGGUUCAGUCUCUUCAACUUGGUUUCAUGUUUGCAACUUGGUACCUCUUCAAUAUUUACUUCAAUAUCUACAACAAACAGGUUCUAAAAGUCUAUCCAUUUCCAGCAACAGUUACAGCAUUUCAAUUUGGCUUUGCUUCAUUGGUGGUUAAUUUGAUAUGGACUUUGAAUCUUCAUCCUAGACCAAACAUUAGUAGUUCAAAGUUUAAAGCAAUUCUUCCACUGGCUGUGGCUCAUACAUUAGGGAACCUUUUGACUAACAUUAGUCUUGGAAAGGUUUCUGUGUCUUUCACUCACACCAUCAAAGCUAUGGAACCUUUCUUCACUGUUGUUCUUUCAUCUCUUCUCCUUGGUGAGAUGCCAACUUUUUGGGUGGUUUCUUCUCUUGUUCCUAUAGUUGGGGGAGUGGCAUUGGCAUCAAUGACUGAAGUCUCUUUCAAUUGGAUUGGAUUCAGCACUGCAAUGGCGUCUAACCUUACGAAUCAAUCACGUAACGUUUUGAGCAAAAAACUAAUGGCCAAUGAAGAGGAAGCUUUGGACAAUAUCAAUCUCUACUCAGUUAUAACCAUCAUUUCCUUUUUCUUGUUGGUUCCAUGUGCUAUAUUAUUGGAAGGUGUCAAGUUUACACCAUCGUACCUUCAAUCUGCUGCAAGCCAAGGAUUGAAUGUUAGAGAGCUAUGUGUAAGAUCAGUUUUGGCUGCAUUCUGCUUCCAUGCAUACCAGCAGGUUUCUUAUGGGAUAUUACAGAAGGUAUCACCUGUGACACACUCGGUUGGAAAUUGUGUGAAGCGUGUCGUUGUCAUCGUCUCUUCGGUUAUCUUCUUCCAAACUCCUGUCUCACCCAUUAAUGCACUUGGAACUGCUGUUGCACUUGUUGGUGUUUUCUUGUAUUCAAGGGCAAAGAGGAUUAAGCCAAUGCCAAAAGCAAAGGCAUCAUAAUUAACUCUUUCAAAGGAGAAAGGUUAAGAGAAAGAGGGAAAAGUAAAUACUACAUAAUUUAAAUUAACUUACUUAACCAUUCAUUUCUUUUGGAAUGUAACCCAACUAAUAACUUAGAAGAUUAGUAUAGUUAUAAGAUAUCAAAAGAUACCAAGGAAUGUCCUUUUAAGUUUGGUAUUUCUUGUAUAGAAUAUUUGCUUCUCCAUGCAAAAUCUUAAUUUUUUGCGCAA